UUAUUGCAGGGACUGUACAUGUACAUGUAUAUUGUACAUGUUGCAGAAUGACACAGAAUGAGAUCACUUUUAAUGACGAAAUUUGGAAAGAUAUCAAGAGGCGUAGUGAAAAAAAUCAAAAGAAAUUUCUGAAAUGGCAUUUACAAGCAAGGGAGCCGAUCAACAAAUUUUCAGACAUUAAAAUUGGCGAUCAUUUGGUGAAAAAAGCGCCUAGUCCAUUUACGAAAAACGCAUUGUAUUACCAUCAUUUCCUUUGCACUGGACGCGAUAGCGAAGGAAAGCCAAUUAUAACUCACUACUAUAACACUCCAGCUAAUGCAAUAAAGCAGAUAUUUACAACAUUAUCCUUCGGUUCAGGGUCCGCUAAAGGGCAAAUUGCUAGUGUUCAGGAAUAUUCAUUGCCGCAUGAAGAUUUCAUCAAAAGCGAAUGUGAGUUACAAGAGAAAGGCGGCGAAGUCGAAAGGGUUGUUUGGCCAGAUGAAUUAAAACGUUAUCCUGUUGAAGAGGUCAUUAAACGAGCAAGAAAAAGAAAAGAUGAGACUUUGUAUGAUUUGAUAAACAAUAAUUGCGAGUCCUUUGUGAUGUGGUGUAUAUGUGAUUGCAACAUCAGUCUGCAAGCGACAUCAUUCAUCAGCGCUCUUGUCGAAUUUGUAUCUGGCAUUACAAGUACGUUCUUUAAAGGAUUGCAGCAAGUUCUUCAGAAAAUCAUAAAAUUUUGUCUCGUCAACACCACGUUUUGGAAAACGAAUUCUUUAACCGAGGCAUGGAGGCAGGCUUUUUCAAAAGAAAAUGAUCCAAUCUUUGGAAUAGUUUUGUCUGUACUUGCCGAAAGCAUUAAUGCUGCAAAAAGCAUUUAUGACGCAAGAGAAAAGUGGGAAAAUGGAGUAUUGAUAACCUCCAGAGCAGAAUAUAUUAAAGCAGUCAUAGAAGCUGUGGUGUUGGCCUUAAUUCGCUCGGGCUUCAGCAUUGGGGGAACAUUAAUUGGUCCCCUCAUCCCUAUUCCCUUUGUUGGAAGUUACUUCGGAGAGUUGAUUGGCACCUUCGCUGGACAUCUUGUCGGAAAGGGAUUCUCAAAAAUCAUUUCAGAGACUAUCGCUUCCUGCAUUUGCAUGAAUGAUAGCGAAGAUAAAACAAAUAGGGACAACGAAUUAACUUCUUCAGACGCAUUUCAUGAUUUGCAUGAAUGGACUGCACAUGCAUGUGUAUUCAGACUAGGAGAGAAAAACAGAGAUCAGGGUAAUUUAAUUAAUUCUCCCUCUUAAGUAGAAAGUUGUAGCUUGACGUGUUUUCCUACAUCGCUGAACCGCGGCUUGGCGUUCAGAUUUUGCCGUUUGCAGUUUACGGUUUUUAACGCUGUAUAAGUGUAUUUAACGUACCUCAUUUACCUCAGCAAUUUUUCAUUGCAGUUGUGUCACGUGUUUUGUGGUAAUUCUCUAGCUUGUUUUCAAGGUGUAUGCACGCGGCUUGACGUUGAAAUUUUGUGGUUCACGGUUUCAACCGCUAGGGGUCUAUUUUCACGUAGGUUAUUUACCUCACGCAGGUUAUUUACCUCGUUUUGCACAUUGCAUUAGUGCCCGUUUCACGUUUAAACACUUCUAUAGUAGACCAAUUGGAUAUGCAAUUUUUCUAUGGUAAUUUUCUAUCCUGUUUUCAAUGAUUUUACCGAUUUUCUUGAAGAUUUUUCUUCAAUAACACAGCUGGAAAUAUGGCGGUUUACCAUGAUAUCUUAGUUCGAUAGUCGCUUAAUUAAUAGAGGUUCUUUUCAACCCAGGCACAGAAUACCUAUCGGAAGGACUCGUCAUGAUUCGUCACUCAGCAAGUACCGUAACGAAGAAUUGCGUAGAAUGACGUGGGCACUUCUGAAAAAUUUCGGACACGAAAACAUUAGCAAAAUGCAAAGAGUGACAAUAGAGUUGUCCUUUUGAUAGGUAUUCUGUGACCCAAGUUUAAACGACAUUUGAUUUAAAAAAAUGGAGCACUAGACAUAGAUAGUACUACGGAAUACUAAAUACCAAUUUUGAAUCGCUGUAACAUCAGGUAUAGGUAAGUGACUGCUAACUAAAUGUCAAAUUUGCAACAACGGCAACGUCAACUGCUACCGUGAAUCCGCGGUUUGCUCUAAACGUCUAAAACUCUCUAAUACGUUUGGAAAUACGGCGGUUUGUCAUGCAACCCUUAUGUAACGAUCUUUGAUCAAAAAAAUUAUCAAGCGUUUGAAACAACUGAAAGCAAUUUAACAGCGAAAUUCUUUAUAUAAUGCCAAUUUUGACACCGAACUUAAUGCGAAUUAAAGUAGUAAAAACGGUAAGGUCGAACCACUAACGCGAAACAGCGGUUUGCCGUAAAAGUCAAACUAAAACUUUCUAUUAUCAAACCACUGCAUGAUUGGGGAAUGUGUGACGUAUUACCUUAUAACCAAAGAUAGACGAUAUUGCAUGCAUUGCGUUAUGUCCGUAUAUUUAUUGCAAAAUGGCAUUAUUAAAUAAAUAUUUAUAUUUCUAUACAUUUAUAUUUAUUCAUUAAUGUUGUGCAACUCGAUAUAAUUAUUCGAGCUUCCACCCUUGCAAUGGUGCAUGUAUACGGUGAUUGUUAUUUGUCAGGCAAACUACAUGUAUAAAACAA
Messenger RNA from Dendronephthya gigantea, 2622 nucleotides. RefSeq lists its product as uncharacterized. The record is from RefSeq and is a predicted model, not a curated record. Lineage: Eukaryota; Metazoa; Cnidaria; Anthozoa; Malacalcyonacea; Nephtheidae. The transcript is spliced from 3 exons. The coding region runs from base 48 to 1262 and encodes 404 amino acids.